AUGCCGCCAGCAAGAGGAGGACGAGGUGGUGGGCGCGGAGGUUCGCGCGGAGGUGCCUUCAAUCCCGCGCGAGGAACCGUGACGAUUGCGGGAACGGAGCUCAACUGGGAUCUUACUGGCCUCGACAUUCAGAAGGGCCCUGCCGAGCGCUUUCCAGAAGCACCACCUCCCCAAGCGCCUCCACCAACCGACGAUGAGCUAGCUAUGGUAAAGCACCACCUCGCAGUCCGGGACCGCAUCCACGAAGGCCCCUUCUACACGAUCCUCAAUGACGGCAUGAAAAACGGCCUGAAGCGCAAGGCCAACGAGCCCGCCCCCACCGAAGCCUCGCUCUUCGACCCCUUCACCGGCAACCAGACCUACUCCGCGAAAUACCUAAAAGUGCGCCGGCGCCUCCCAAAACUAGACGCGCGACCAUAUGUCAUCGACCUUUUCCCCACCGAACUCCGCACAACCCUCACCGGCACCACCACCUCCACCUCCAACACCAAAAAGCCCGCCCGCCGCACCCUCGCCGUAACAAAAGUAAGCAGCGUCUCCCAAAUCGAGCGCUUGAUAAAAUCCGAACAAGAGCGCACCAACGAAGCCGAAGCGCGCGCCGAAGAAGACGACGACGAAGCCGAAGCCGAAGACGACGAGAUCGACGAGGAGAAGCCUGAUGCGGUUGAUGAGGAGGAUAAUUGGAGCGCCGCCAGUACGGAUUCGGAGGAGAGCGACGAUGAUUAUAAUGCCGAGCAGUACUUUGAUAAUGGCGAGGAUGAGGAUAUUGAUGAUGCGGAUCCGUAUGAGAAUACUUAUGAGUAG
This is a messenger RNA of Alternaria conjuncta, 804 nucleotides long. RefSeq lists its product as uncharacterized. Lineage: Eukaryota; Fungi; Ascomycota; Dothideomycetes; Pleosporales; Pleosporaceae. The record is from RefSeq and is a predicted model, not a curated record. Gene Ontology annotation, cellular component: RNA polymerase III complex. The coding region runs from base 1 to 804 and encodes 267 amino acids. Gene Ontology annotation, biological process: transcription by RNA polymerase III. The transcript is spliced from 3 exons.